Molecule: messenger RNA, 1320 nt
Organism: Phyllostomus discolor (pale spear-nosed bat)
Lineage: Eukaryota; Metazoa; Chordata; Mammalia; Chiroptera; Phyllostomidae
Gene: MRPS31
Product: mitochondrial ribosomal protein S31
Exons: 7
Coding region: 93-1250 (385 amino acids)
Cellular component (GO): mitochondrial small ribosomal subunit
Molecular function (GO): structural constituent of ribosome
Source: RefSeq, a predicted model, not a curated record
GCGCCCGCCCGAGGGACGGAAGACAGAAGCGGGGGGGCGUGUUUGGCCGGGGACAACCCACUCCCGUUCGCCGUUCGGGUGGUUUCUGGGCGAUGUUUCCAAGAGUGUCGGCGGCCCUGAGGCUUCGUCCCCGCCCCCGCCUCCCCCUGGGCUCCGGAGGCCCCGAGGCGUCGGCGGCUGCGAUUGCGCUUCUCGGCGCCCCGCACGGACCGGCCAGGACAAAAAAUAACACCCAAAGGUACUUUGGCACCAACAACAGGACCUAUAGCAAGAAAGAUGAGCAGUCCAUCCCGGCCCAGGAGACUCCCAAGGAGACGGAGAGCGAAGGCGGGGUGAAGGAGAAGGGGAAGAAAGGCCUGUUAAACAUCAUCAAGGGCAUGAAAGUUGAGCUAAGCACUGUGAACGUGCAGACCACGAAACCCCCCGGCAGAAAAGCUCUUAAACGUUCGGAGGCCGCGACUGGCAGGCCUCAGAAAGCUGCGGGAGAAGACCCAAAGAAGAGAAGUGAGUCACUGAGCCCCGAACUGGUGGCCGCUGCCGCUGCUGUUGCAGAGUCGCUCCCCUUUGACAAGCAGGCGACCAAGUCAGAGCUGCUGCGGCAGCUCCGGCAGCACGAGGAGCUCGCGCGGGCACAGAGGGACGGAGAAAGACCCAAAAUCAGUUUCAGUAACAUAAUAUCCGACAUGAAAGUUGCCAAAUCUUCCACACCGAGAGUUAGUACCAGACCGGUUCAUCAGAUUCAGUUUGAUGAAGGCUCUGACAGUUUUGCUGACCAGGAGAAGACCGCUGAUCAUAGAAAAAGGAAAAAUAUAUUCAAGGGGAAGAGACUUAAUAUUUUUGAUCUGAAGACAGCUACUCAAGAGGCACCUGAAACAGGAGCAGCGCCUUCGCUCUGGGACGUGGAGUUCGCCAAGCAGCUGGCUGCGGUGAACGAGCAGCCCUUUCAGAACGGCUUCGAAGAGAUGAUCCAGUGGACGAGGGAGGGGAAGCUGUGGGCGUUCCCCAUCGACAACGAGGCGGGUUUCGAUGAUGAUGGUUCAGAAUUCCACGAACACAUAUUUCUGGAUAAACACCUGGAAGAUUUUCCAAAACAAGGACCGAUUCACCACUUCAUGGAGCUGGUGACCUGCGGCCUUUCCAAAAACCCACACCUGAGUGUUAAACAGAAAGUGGAACAUAUUGAGUGGUUUAAAAAUUAUUUUGAUGAAAAAAAGGAUAUUCUAAAAGAAAGUGGCAUACAGUUUAAUUGAAGAUCAUGGCAAUUUUUAUUUCAAGAUGUUGGAGAUUGUUACUAAAUAAAAUAACUUUACUAGAAGUUUA